AUGACUUGUGAUCAAGAUUUGGAUGGUACUGUUGUCAGAGGAAGAUCAGUUUGGAAGAAUCAAGAUGGCUAUUUAGCGGGAGAGAAAGCUCCUUUCAAGAGCUUCUACGCCAAUAUGUUUUGGGCUUAUGCUCUGCUUGCACUAUUCUGGUUUCCGGGGUUUGUUCAACAUUGGAAUCAUAGGAUUCAGUUGCACUCUCAUAUUACAUUGGUAAUUGUGCUUGCCAUGUGUGAAUCAGCUCUCCGGUACUAUGAAUUCACCGGUCUCAACUCAACAAGCAUAAGCACUAUGGAUGUUACAUGUUGGGCUAUAACUUUUUCUUCCUUGAAGAUGUCAAUGUCCCGUCUUCUUCUUUUGGUCAUCACUACGGGUUAUGGGGUAGUCAAGAAGCCCAUCGUUGGAAAUAUAGCACUGAGGAUGCAUCUUCUUGGCGUCGUUUAUUUUGUUCUAGCAGAAGCUUACAAGUUGGCUGAACAUCUUGAAACUUUGUCUACAAAUGGAUUGACAUUUAUAAUGCUUCUCUGGGUUGUAGUUGAAAAUUGCGUUAUUCAGUGGACUUUCAGAUCCUUGUGGAAUACCCUUAAGAAACUCAAGGUUAAGAAGAACAUGGCUAAGCUACAACUCUAUGAGAUGUUUGCAACUGCACUAGUUAUCUUGACAUUGCUCAACAUUGCCUUGAUUUAUGUGAAGGUAACCACUCCACAGCUUUUAUGUAUAUACUUGCCUAUGUUCUGCUGCCUACUCAUAUGCCUAUUUUGGGCUCCAUCUGAUAAGCUUACUAGGUACUUGUACAUAGCUGAGAUGGAGGACGAGUUUGAAGAAGAAGAAGGAGCCUCGUUGACAAAAAAACGGAGAGAAGACUGA
Messenger RNA from Arabis nemorensis, 864 nucleotides. NCBI's taxonomy places the organism in Eukaryota, Viridiplantae, Streptophyta, Magnoliopsida, Brassicales, Brassicaceae. The record is from the annotation of a GenBank genome assembly.